Messenger RNA from Spodoptera littoralis (African cotton leafworm), 1827 nucleotides. NCBI's taxonomy places the organism in Eukaryota, Metazoa, Arthropoda, Insecta, Lepidoptera, Noctuidae. The record is from the annotation of a GenBank genome assembly.
AUGUCUCGAAAUAAACACCAAGAGGAGACCGACAAGCUUACGCGUAUUGCUAUCGUAAACGCGGAUCGCUGCAAGCCGAAGAGAUGUAGGCAAGAAUGCAAGAAGAGUUGUCCCGUGGUGCGUAUGGGCAAACUCUGCAUAGAGGUCACGCCCAACGAUAAGAUCGCUACCAUCUCCGAGGAACUCUGCAUUGGAUGCGGUAUUUGUGUCAAGAAAUGCCCCUUUGAUGCAAUCACCAUUAUCAACAUCCCAUCCAACUUGGAGAAGCAUACUACUCAUAGAUACUCCAAGAACUCAUUCAAGCUCCAUCGGCUGCCCAUCCCCAGGCCUGGUGAAGUGCUGGGAUUAGUUGGCCAAAACGGUAUUGGCAAGUCCACUGCCCUGAAGAUCCUUGCCGGAAAACAGAAGCCCAACUUGGGUCGUUUUGCUGACCCUCCGGACUGGCAAGAGAUUCUCUCUCACUUCCGUGGCUCUGAGCUGCAGAACUACUUCACGAAAAUCCUCGAAGAUGAUUUGAAAGCCCUGAUCAAGCCUCAAUAUGUGGACCAAAUCCCUAAGGCUGUCAAGGGCACUGUCGGUCAACUCCUUGACAAAAAAGAUGAAAGAAAAAACCAGACUGAAAUUUGUAAAAUGCUGGAUCUAUCGCACAUCCGCGAUCGUGAGAUCGCCGCCCUGUCUGGUGGAGAGCUGCAGCGCUUUGCUUGCGCUAUGGUGUGCAUCCAGAAUGGAGACAUAUUCAUGUUUGAUGAGCCUUCUUCUUACUUAGAUGUCAAGCAGCGUCUUAACGCUGCCCGCACAAUUCGAUCACUCAUCCACCCUGACAAGUUUAUUAUUGUGGUGGAGCACGACUUGUCAGUGCUAGACUAUUUGUCUGACUUUAUUUGCUGUCUGUAUGGCGUACCCGGUGCUUACGGUGUUGUGACUAUGCCUUUCUCUGUUAGGGAAGGUAUUAAUAUAUUCCUUGAUGGAUUUGUCCCCACUGAAAAUAUGAGAUUCAGAACUGAAUCGUUAGUAUUUAAAGUCGCCGAGUCCGCCACUGAAGAAGAGAUCAAACGAAUGAACCAUUAUGAAUACCCAGAGAUGUCGAAAUUGAUGGGUGAUUUCAGUUUGAAAGUACACCCUGGAGAAUUCUCAGAUUCUGAAAUUUUAGUGUUGCUGGGUGAGAAUGGUACUGGCAAAACUACAUUUAUUAGAAUGUUGGCCGGCAAUUUGGAACCUGAUGAAGGUUCGGGCUCACUACCUCAGCUGCACAUUAGUUAUAAGCCACAGAAGAUAUCGCCCAAGUCACAGGGUUUGGUGCGCAGCUUGCUGCAUGACAAGAUUAGGGAUGCUUACGUACAUCCACAGUUUAUCACAGAUGUGAUGAAGCCAAUGAAAAUAGAAGAGAUUAUGGACCAGGAGGUGCAGAACCUGUCUGGUGGUGAGUUGCAGAGAGUGGCGCUGGUGCUCUGUCUUGGCAAGCCAGCCGACGUCUAUCUAAUUGACGAGCCCUCUGCCUAUCUAGACUCUGAACAACGUUUGGUAGCUGCUAAAGUUAUUAAAAGAUUCAUCCUCCACGCAAAGCGUACAGGCUUCGUAGUAGAGCACGAUUUCAUAAUGGCGACCUACCUGGCGGACCGUGUGAUCGUGUUUGAAGGCACUCCCUCGGCACAUGCCACUGCGCACGCGCCGCAAUCGCUACUCAACGGCAUGAAUCGAUUCUUAGAAUUACUCGGCAUCACCUUCCGAAGGGAUCCCAACAACUUCCGGCCGAGGAUAAACAAACAUUCUUCUGUUAAGGACAUUGAACAGAAACGAGCCGGCCAAUAUUUCUUCCUGGAAGACUAA